ACAAGGUCUUUGUAAGUCGGCGUUCAACGCCAUGUUGUCACAGCGAUGACUCCUCUGACACAGUGGUGUGGCUUCCUGCGGACCACUACUUUUUCGUGUCGUACUCUUACAGAGUGAAGAAUACUGGCGAUAUCGGGCCGAGCUGAGCAGCAUUGCACUGCUCGACGCGCCCAACGCGAAGGUUCAGCUGUUUGGGCCCAUCAAAGGAUGCUGCUACCACUGCUCUUCACCUCUUCUGUACAAUUGGGAUGAGAUGUUCGCCUUUCGCCUCAAGAAUUGGCUUGGAAGAGCCAAUAACAUCUUCCCCGACGCCGUCACUCAUGCAACGAUGGGCGUCUACUUCUGCGGUACUUGCAUCAACCAUGACAGCUACUACCAUCCUGUUCAUGAGUUUCAGAUCUAUCAGCUUGACCUCAGCGCAGAAAGCUUCCCUGGAAUCAGGACUAUGGACACACCGAGAGGACGCUUCUACCCCUUUCGAGCCACUCUGGCGAGGCUUUCGGAGUUGCACCAUCCUGUCAUGAUCCCGGGACCAUUGGGCGACCAGUACGAACAUCUGCGAUCCACCUUUUGGCAAGGCAUUCAUUGCCUCGUGCAUUUGGACCAAACGCAGUUCAACCAGCUACCUCUUCCCACGACAGCUGCCCCCCACCAAUUGCUCUCGGACGGUCGACACGAUGCGCAGAUGCGGAUGCCGAGAAUGUCGCUCGAUUCCGCAAUUGAUCAAUCCACUGCACAGAUAUCGCAGCGCCACGUCUUUCAGCCGGCAGCUGCCAACAUCCCCAUCGGUUCGUCAGACGGGCACGGAACGGAGGUACGAGCUACGGAUGCAGAUUUCGCGGCAGUGCGACUGGCCGAAGCUUUCCAUGCGAACAAUCAAGCGCUUCAGCAUCCGCUUGCCACUCCAGCUGCAAGCGGUUCAAAGAGUGUCUCGCGUGCCACGGACAGUCGCAGUCCACACAGCGCUCUGACCCGAGAUACUUCGCAAAGUUCCGUCAGUCGUGACCCGAACCCAGGAGGCAGCCGUACCAUAUCGCGACAACCACCUACUUUGGUAGACACUGCUGAGGAAUUCGAAGAUGAGAUGGACGAAGAGCAGCCAGUCAAGGGUGAACGCAAGCAGGAAUUGGCCAGAAUCCGUAAGGCCCAGGACAAGAUCAUGCAAGACGUGAAGACCGAGCAGCUGAUUCAUGCUCUCAGAGAUUACGGCUAUGUAGGCACACCUGGUUUCGAGGCCGACGCAGAUGUCAGGCGCUGGAUCAUGGGAGACUGGAAGGGCAUGUACGAACGUGGGAUACGCGAUCUGGACGAUGUCGUCAAGACCCUUCUCUACCGAUGGACCAAGAGCUACGGUGCGGCUCAACGACCCGGCACGAGUUCCGGCUCGCCCCUUCACGGUCAGCCUCCUUCCGAUGGCCAUCAAGCAUCGCAAGCCCAUGCGCAUCCUCGCACAGAAGGUGAUCCUCCUCACCCACAGCCACUGCAAGGGAAAGACACGAAGGACACGCAGACCGUGCCGUCUGGCCCGGAUCCUACCGCCGACUUUUUCCAGCACGGCACUGGCCACAUGUCGCUCUUCGAGAAGCCCUCUGGCACAAGAAUUGAGCAAGUUCAAGGACUGGCUCCUCUUACUGGAGAUCAGCAGCAACUGAUGCCAGCCCCUUCAGAUGGUCCUACUAAGCUGAGCGGGGGCCCUCCCGAAAGCGUGGGAAGGCAACAAGGUGCCGAGGCCUGUCAUAGUACAGAGCCAGGCCCUGCUGCCUAUGAAGUGCGUCCACGUGACGAGCCCAGUCCUGUCGCUUCUUCGAGCAGACUCGCAGCUCCUUCUCCUCUUCCAGCAGAACACGCUGAAGAUGCUGAUGAAGACGAAGUGGUCGAAGAGGGCGAUGCAGAGGCAGAUGCCGAGCAAGGCCAGCAGGCAGAGAGCAGCGGCAAGAGAAGGCCCACCGGCGUCUUGCGACCCGCUCGUAGCAACAAGGGCCGCAUGAGCGAGCCAACACGACGAAGUAGUCGAGUACGAGGCGCCGACGACAAGUAGAACAGGGCGAAGGAUCAGCAACGAAGACCUCGGGACCCUAUGAGUGGGCCUGAGAAGAUGUGUACACUACCCCGAGCUCAUUAUCCAUAGCUCAUUACUCCUCGAUACCCUAGGGGUUUGAAUCCCCUCAUCGUCAUCACCACGGGCACAGGCAUUUGUCUCGUCACUCACUGUCUCUGUCGACUUCUCCUCGAUCCAAAUGGUACUCGCGCAUCCAGUGUACGGUAAAGACAUCACUCCUGUCAGGUUUCAC
This is a messenger RNA of Microstroma glucosiphilum, 2291 nucleotides long. RefSeq lists its product as hypothetical. The transcript has a single exon. NCBI's taxonomy places the organism in Eukaryota, Fungi, Basidiomycota, Exobasidiomycetes, Microstromatales, Microstromataceae. The record is from RefSeq and is a predicted model, not a curated record. The coding region runs from base 254 to 2038 and encodes 594 amino acids.